This is a messenger RNA of Ananas comosus (pineapple), 3590 nucleotides long. Its product is annotated as membrane protein of ER body-like protein. NCBI's taxonomy places the organism in Eukaryota, Viridiplantae, Streptophyta, Magnoliopsida, Poales, Bromeliaceae. The record is from RefSeq and is a predicted model, not a curated record. Bases 265 to 2688 code for a protein of 807 amino acids. The transcript is spliced from 10 exons.
AAACCAUAUCCACAGCCAAAAAGUCAAGUGCAUAGAAUCAGAGCAGUAAAGACAAGCAGAGCAAAGUAUUUAAAUAGAGUAGUAAACCAAUUGAUCCUCAUGCAGUACCAUUUUUAUUGCAUGUUUACUUGCACAGGAGAUAGUAGUUGGGGUGUGGGAAACACUAGGGAGUAAUUAGUAUAAGAGUGUCCAUCUUCUUCUACUUCUACUUUGUUGGGUGGUCUAAUCAUUCACUUCUAGGGUUUAUAGAGGGGUUUAGGAGCCAUGGAGGUGGAAGAAGAGAGGAAAUGGGGGGGAGUGGUGGGAGAAGAGGUGGUUGAAGAGGAGGAAGUUGUGGUGGGCUUAGAAAGGAAGAGGAGGGACAAGGGCAUACCUGGAAAAGAAGCUAAUGGUGCAGAGUCUUUGGAGAUAGAGGAGGAGGAGGAGGAGGAGGAGGUGGUGGAUUUGGAUGGUGGUGGUGGGGCUGGGGUUGGUGAAGAGGCAAGGAGUGUCUACUUUGAUUCUGAGAAAGGAGUAUGGAAGUGUCGGCACUGCAAUUGGACCUAUAAAAUGAGUGGUCCAAGCAGCAGAGAUUAUAUCCCGAAUCAUGCAGGGUAUUGCCAAAUGGCGGUGGAUGCCGAAUCCUUGCCUCACAUUGAGUCAUUUUAUGCUUCACCAACUAAAGGUACCGAAGUUACGGAUAUUGCUGGGAUGGAAUCUAUAGAAGACGUGCAAUUUGGUGCUAGAAAGGACCUGACAAAUGGUGGGACAGAAUCCAGAGAAGAGGUACAGUUUGAUGCUAAGAAGGACCUAACAAAUGGACACGUUAGUUCUCAAGCUAAUGAGUUAAACAGACAAGAUGUUAUUUUUAUCCGAGACGCAAAUGGUACUUCGAAGAAUGUGAUUGUGGAAAAUGGGUCAUAUGCGAAAACUUCUUCUGAAGGAUCUAGUUACAGUGAAAUUACACAAAAUGAUGAUGGAGUUAUCGUACAAAAACAGAUCACAUUACUAAAGUCUAGUAAAGUAAUUUUACCUGACUUUGAUCUGGAGAGAGUUUUAGAGGAGCAAGAUACUCAUGACUUGUUCUGUCCUAAUUGCAACUCAUGUAUAACUAAAAGGGUGAUUUUACGCAAAAGAAAAAGGUGGAUUAAAGGUAUCCAAUAUGAUAUGCCACCCAAGAGGAUUCAUGAAGCGGAUCCUAUAUUGGCUUUACCACCAAUUGAUGAUCAAGGCCCUCCUACGGAGCCUCCUGAGUGUUUCAGAUGCCUGUCAUGCCUCAGUUUCUUCUUUCCAACAGAGGGUGGUGGUUGGAAUAUAUUUCGCUUAUGUGGAGGCAAAGAGGAGACUCCAAAUCGACAAAGUUCAACUCAUAUAUCUGAAAGAUUUAAACUGUGGAUUCCAUCUAUUUUCCAACCUGUUCCCAGCCACAAUGAAGUUAGUCGGCAAGAACCCAGAGACGAUCCGACCUUGAGAGGAUGGCAAAGUCCAGAAGAUUCAACUGCACCAGGAGCUGAAACAUCUAAUCAAAAUCAAAUCACCAUUGAAAACAGUGACGCAGGGACCGUUUUGCCCAGAGAAUUGCCUGUUCCUAGAAAACAACAAGAACCAGCAUUAGAGGAAAAGCAAACUGCUCCGCAACAGCCUAUUCGUGAAUUUGAAGCACAGCCAUCUCAACCAAGUACAAGGGGAGAGAAACAAGAUAAUUGGAAAAUUAAUGCAGAUUUCCAAGCUCCUGACGGAUUUAAUAUUUCAAGCGAACCAGGGAAGGAACCAGCCCAAAACACAGUGGACACAAGUCAACCAGAAGCUGUUGCAGGAGAUUACAUCCUCGUAGACGUCCAAACUAGGGGUGAUGCAAUAAUUCCUGUUCCUGAGGUACCUGCACCACAUUCCAUUGUUCAGAUUCCUGAAAGCGAGCCAAUUAAAGUAGAACCUACAAAUUACAUCCUCGUAGACGUCCAAUCUAGGGGUGAUGUAAUAAUUCCUGUUCCUGAGGUACCUGCACCACAUUCCCUUGUUCAGAUUCCUGAAAGCGAGCCAAUUCAAGUAGAAGCUACAAGAGAACCUUUCGAGUGGGAUAUACUGAAAGCCAUUGUCUACGGGGGCUUAGUUGAAUCGAUCGCAAGCCUUUCUAUUGUAUCUUCUGCUGCAGCAUCUGGUGCUUCCACUUUGAAUAUUUUUGUUCUGGCAGUGGCAAAUCUUAUCAGUGGAUUGUUUCUUAUUGUCCAUAAUAUUUUUGAACUGAGAAAGGAGCACGACGAGGCUACUGAUCAUUUAAUUCAGAAUGAUUUCGAUCGCUACCGUGAUACACUCGGAAAGAGGCCCCAUUUCGUUCGUCAUUUAAUCGUCGCUGUCCUAUCGUACAUAAUUGUUGGGACAUUACCGCCUCUAGUGUACGGUUUCUCAUUCAGGAAGAGCAGCAACACGGAACACAAGCUCAUAGCCGUCGCCGCGGCAUCUCUUCUAUGCGUUGCUCUACUUGCGAUCGGAAAGGCCCACAUUAGGCUACCGAGGAAGUACAUUGCGACAAUGCUGUACUACCUCAGCCUCGGCGUAACGGCAUCGGGUCUCUCCUAUGUGGCUGGUGUGAUGCUCAACAGCCUCAUUGAACAACUUGGUUUGUUCAAUGAUCACACUUCACCUGCACCACCACCUCCCAGUUUGUUCCGAGAUUUAAGUUCCGGAAAACCGGCUUGGGCAUCAUAUUGAAACUCUCUUAGUGGUAAAACUCCGGGAUUUGAUGGUAAUUUUGCUUUAUACCUGCUCUUGGUGAUGAUAAAUGAAGAACCAGGAUCCAUAUAGCCGACCGCAAAUAGUUGGACUGAAGAUUUUGUUGUUUCUUUCGCCGGUUUUCCUAGUCUAUUGAGUGUUAUGUCGAAUUUAGUAUCUUUUUUACAUGGAUUUGUCAAAGUCUUAUCCCUACGAUUGUAUUUGGAAAAUAAAUUAAAUAAAUGGUGUGAACUUAGUGGUUCCUGUGGGGAUGUCAAUGGGUACUAAUACCAAAAAUUUUAUCCGAAUCGGAACCCAAACCUGAACAGGGCUGGUUUAUACGAAUACUAAAGGUUUUUGAUAUGGGUAUAAAAAAUGAAAACCUCAUGGAUUUAGAUUCAGAUAUAGAUUUUGUCUAUAACAGACCCGAACCCGAAUCCGAACCUAAACCCGAUUUGAAUCAGAAUAGAUUUUACAAUAUAUAAUAUAUAGAUAUGUUUGAUGUUACAUUUGAAUUUGCAUUAUGAAAAUUUACAUUUUAUUAUAAUAGGUUUUGAAAUAUUGAGGUAAAUAGAAAUAAUUGUUUUGGGCCUGGGGUUCCGAGUUCAGGUUCGGGUUUCAGGUUGUUGGUCGGGUUUAGUUUUGAAUAUGGAUUUUCAAAAUCCGUCGAGUUUGGAUUUGGCUUUCGGGUUCGGGUUCGGGUUUACCAAAAUCCGUCCGAACUCCAACCCAUUGGCAUCCCUAGGUUCAUGGUCUAGCUUUCGAAGGAAACAUUUAUUUCCUGUUGAUUCAUGCAGUUGUUGGAGUGUUUCUUGAAGCUGUUUGAGAUAUUGUAACUUCUAAAUUGUGUUUCUUUUGGUAUAUGAUUUAAAUCAUCUGAAUUUUGAUGGGCUUGAUCUUAA